UUGACCAACUGGAGUGGUGAAACCAGUCCUUCUCCUUCAACUUGGAAAGGAGGCCAGGCUGGGGAACGGUAUAAAGGGCAGCUCGGCCCCUGCUCAGCUCAGCACUCCACUAGAAGCCUCUCCAGCUGGCCCUACUGUGAGUCUGGUUGACCAAAAGCAGCUUCCAAGAUGUCCCAGCAGUACACUCUGCCAGUGAUCCUGCCCCCUGCCCUCUCUCAGGAGCCCCUCAAGCCUGCUUCUCCUCCCACCAAUACCCAGCAGGAGCAAGUGAAGCAGCCAACUCCACUGCCUGCCCCAUGCCAGGAGGUACACUCGGAGCUCCCGGGGGAGGUCCCCUUGGAGCUCAGAGAGAAACACACAAUUGUGAAGGGGGUGCCUGAGCAAAAGUGUGAACCAGAGCAAGCGGAGCCAGAGCAGCAAGAACAACAUGUUGAACAGCAGCAGCAAGAGCCACAGGUGCAGGAAGUGCAUGUGGAGUUGCAGCAGCAAGAGUCACAGGUGCAGGAACAAUAUGCGAAGCAGAGACAACAAGAAUCACAAGUGCCAGAAGUUCAUGUGCAGCAGCAACAGCAAGAGUCACAGCAGCAAGAACAACAUGUGGAACAGCAGCAGCAAGAGCCACAAGUGCAGGAAGUGCAUGUGGAGUUGCAGCAGCAAGAGUCUCAGGUGCAGGAACAACAUGCGAAGCAGAGACAACAAGAAUCACAAGUGCCAGAAGUGCAUGUGGAGCAGCAGCAGCAAGAGUCACAGGUGCAGGAAGUGCAUGUGGAGCAGCAGCAGCAAGAGUCACAGGUGCUAGAAGAGCAUGUGGAGCAGCAGCAAGAGUCACGGGUGCCAGAAAAGCAUGUGAAGCUGCAGCAACAAGAGUUGCAAGUGCAGGAAGUGCAUGUGGAGCAACAAGAGUCACAGGUUCCAAAAGUGCAUGUGGAGCAGCAGCAGCAAGAGUCACAGGUGCUGGAAGUGCAUGUGGAGCAGCAACAAAAAGAGUCACAGGUGACGGAAGUGCACGUGGAGCAGCAGCAGCAAGAGUCACAGGUGCCGGAAGUGCAUGUCAAAAAACAACAGCACGAGCUACAGGAGCAGGAAGUGCAGCAGCAAAAAGAACAGCAUGAGGAAUAUCAGGAAGCAGAACACCUGGGGCCGCAGCUGGAGCGGGAGAAAACACAAAGAGAGCAGCACCUAAAAGGACAGCUGGAACAGGAGAAGGUCCUGGACCAGCAAUUGGAUCAAGAACCAGCAAAGAGAGAGGAACAACUGGAAAAGAAAGAAGAGCAACUGCCGGAGCAGCAGGAGGGGCAGCUGAAACAGCCUGUGUUUGUCCCAGCUCCCGGCCAGGUCCAAGAGACCCAAACAGUCCUGCCACUGAAGGGAAAAGCCUUGCCCUCUGAGGAAGCAGGAGGUGUAGUGCCUUCUAAACAUAAGUAACCACCUGCAGUGUCCAAGAGGCCCCGGAAAUCCCAUACAAGUGAAAAGAGAGCCAGUGGCCUCGCUUAUCUCGGGCCCCCAACCUGGGUGACCCGCCUCAUCUGUGAACCUGCCUGACCCUGACCUUUUGCAUGUCUCUUUGAUAGGGCUGGGGUGGGGGGAGUUAUAGCCCAGCAUCCACCUCUGACGAGCCCAAUCCCAACCUCAGGUGGCCAGAGGCUUUACCUGAGGAGAGAGUGACUGUAGCUACUCUGACUACAUCCCCACUAUUAUAGCUGAAUCUGUGAGUGUGUACAAUAAUACAGAAUAAAUCCUGGAAGGC
Messenger RNA from Odocoileus virginianus texanus, 1747 nucleotides. NCBI's taxonomy places the organism in Eukaryota, Metazoa, Chordata, Mammalia, Artiodactyla, Cervidae. The record is from RefSeq and is a predicted model, not a curated record.